Molecule: messenger RNA, 636 nt
Organism: Rubroshorea leprosula
Lineage: Eukaryota; Viridiplantae; Streptophyta; Magnoliopsida; Malvales; Dipterocarpaceae
Source: the annotation of a GenBank genome assembly
GAGACGCUGCGACGACGGUUUCAGGUAUUCGUCGGUGGCUGCCGUCUUCCUGUCUUGGUUCCAUGGCCGGCGUUUGCAGCAGCGCUGUCAGGCCUCGCAUGAUCAGAUCCACAGUCGUUGAGCUCUCAUCCAGGCCUAACCGAACCGGACCUCCGUUUCCGGUGGUGCGGGUCUCGACGAAGAGCAACGGAGUACGAAUGUCCAAAGAGGAAGGUCCGUCUUGCUUAUUUAUCGGACCGAUUGAAACCGCUAGCAAAGAAACCCUAGAAGCUCUAUAUCGCCAGGCUCGAGAUUCAUAUUACAGUGGGAAGCCUCUGAUUGUUGAUGACAUGUUUGAUAGAGUAGAGCUGAAAUUACGUUGGUAUGGUUCAAAAUCAGUUGUAAAGUACCCUCGUUGCAGUCUUAGGCGACAAUUGACUUAUGCAGAUGCAGAGGUAAUGCACUUCAGAAUCACUUAUUAGUUAAGGUUAUCAAUGUUUCAACAAAACGGUUACAUAAGCAUCUUACUUUCACUUAUAUUGCUAAACACUAGGUUUCAGUGGGACAUUCUGAAAAAUCAUAAAGAGAAUCGUUGAUUGAUUUUUACGCUCAUUGAAACUUGGUUUUGUUUGUGGAAAACAAAAUUUAAUCACUUUA